AUGUGUGGACGAUAUGCUUUGGGCUUGCGCUUAGCGUACGUCCGCCAGCGCCUCACGAAUAGAGGAAUGCAAGUGGACGAUACACCAGCAGAUGACCAGGUCAGAGAGACAUACAAUUUUGCCCCAGGGAACUUUGGUGUUGUGUACCGGGCUGAGAUCCCUGGUGAUGACCAUCAGCGCCGAGCGGACGCCAAUGAGCAGGAUGAAGCACGUAAAGAAACAUCAAAAUCAACCAAGGACACAAAUCCUCAGCCCAUAAAAUACAAGCUUCAGAGCAUGAAGUGGGGGUUAAUACCAUUCUGGACCAAGCGUCAACCAGACUACGGAUCCUUGAUGCGCACGAUCAAUUGUCGAGAUGACUCUCUGAUCGAGGAUCGGGGCAUGUGGACUACUAUGAAGCGGCACAAGCGGUGCAUUGUUGUUUGCCAGGGAUUCUAUGAAUGGCUGAAAAAGGGGCCCGGUGGGAAAGACCGAAUCCCGCAUUACGUGAAGCGCAAGGACGGUGAGUUGAUGUGCUUUGCAGGGCUAUGGGAUUGUGUGUCAUACGAGGGCUCCGACGAAAAACUCUACACUUACACAAUCAUCACUACAUCUUCAAAUCAGUACCUGAAAUUUUUACACGACCGAAUGCCCGUCAUUCUUGAUGCCGGAAGCGACGCCAUGAAGACUUGGCUGGACCCUAGCCGAACUCACUGGUCAAAAGAGCUUCAAUCCCUUUUGAAACCAUAUGAUGGCGAGCUAGAAUGCUACCAAGUAUCGAAAGAGGUUGGUAAGGUCGGGAACAAUUCCCCCGACUUUAUCAUUCCAAUUGACAGCAAAGAUAACAAGAAUAAUAUCGCAAACUUCUUUGCUAGUCCUAAGAAAAAGGACACCGAAAAAGCAGACACUAAACCACAGACCCCGAAAGUCGAGACCGAAAUGGAACCAAGUGACAGGCUUCCCGUAUCAGGCGUGAAGCGAGAGCACACACCGGAUACACCGAACGAAAAGCAAGACAACAAAAAGCCGAAAGUUCUAGCGAGUAGCUCGCCACAGAAAGGAAAAACAAGGAGUGCUACUCAUAAUAGCCCGAGAAAAACAGCCAGUGGGCCGAAGCCAACUGACGGAUCACAGCGAAUAACGAACUUCUUCAAGAAAUGA
Penicillium chermesinum is the source of this 1140-nucleotide messenger RNA. RefSeq names its product SOS response-associated peptidase. Bases 1 to 1140 code for a protein of 379 amino acids. The transcript is spliced from 3 exons. Gene Ontology annotation, biological process: DNA damage response. Gene Ontology annotation, molecular function: single-stranded DNA binding. NCBI's taxonomy places the organism in Eukaryota, Fungi, Ascomycota, Eurotiomycetes, Eurotiales, Aspergillaceae. The record is from RefSeq and is a predicted model, not a curated record.